AGAAAUUAUAUCAGGGUAAGGUGGAACUUGACAGCACUUCACUUCGAGAACAACAAAGCGUGCGUUUUCACAUUCUGCUGAAGCACAAGCAGCAAAAAUCGUACAACUAAAAAUGCCAACCGCCUUCGCGACCCGGGGCCGCAUCCAGGCCCCGACGCAGCUGAACAGCACUUCUCCACUAGAUCCCAUGCAGGCAAAACGGGCACUGAAUUUGAUCCAGUCACAGAAGCGGAAGCGGAAAGGCAGCAAUGGGUCAAGCCUCUACUCCUCUACCAUGUCAACCCGGGCGCCAAUCUAUGAGAGUCCACAACCCCCCCUCUCCCUCAUUUGUAUCGGAUAAGCAGCAAUACAAACACCAGCACACGUGGAGCCUGUGCGUGGCAAAUGCACGCGCCUAGUGUAGUACUGUUUGGGCUUCCGGAAUCUGUCAUGCCGAGAGUGCCACAAAGCAGCGCUUGGGUUUGGGGUUUCGCAUGACAAACGAGGGGGAGGGGAGUUGUGCACUCGCAUACGAUCGGGAUGAAUAGCAGCUCCUUCAACGACACAGACUACCAGGACAUGUCGAUCUAUGAGAACAGUUACAGCCAAAACGAAGACAACUUAAUUCACAACCCGAACUCUUCCACUUUUUCCCUUCUCGCGAACAGCACCGCUCUUCCUCCCUUGAAGAACAUCGGGAAAAAUUUCUACAAAUCCAGGUCGAAAAACAACAAUUUGGAUUCCUGGGAAAUCAUGAAUACGCGGGCAGCCCGGGCGAGUCAGAUCGAAAAGGAGAAAGAGGAGGAGAGGCAACGGAAGGAGAAAGAAGCGAAAAAGAAUAACCUAAAGCCGGUCCUUCCCUUCUACAAGAAAAACAAAAACAAAUCGCAACUAGACGCUUUUUUAACCGGUAUCGAUGCGGAGAUCGAGGGGCUGGAAAUGUUUGAAAACGGGGAUAAUACUAAACAGAAAUCGAAGCACUCGAAGGUUUUGAACCACAUGCUUGUGGAGCGGAGGAAAGCGGAGGAGUUGGUGAACGCGGCAGAAAUUUCGAAACAGAGAUUAUUCGCGAAAGAACCGCCGGAAUAUUUAUCCGAGCCGGGAAUGAGUGACGAUGGUGAUCCGGACAUCCACGAUUUACCAGCUAUCAAAUGCAAAUACGUCGGGGUCUGGAAACCUGUGAUGCUGAAAUGCGCAUGAGUGAAACGGUUGCAAUGGCAGCCAAGCAUGACAGGUUUUUUGAACGCUUUCUGAUGCCUAGCACGCAUUACGAAUUGUAUUUCUGCAUGACAAAGCAAGCUGCUCUUUUGCUGCUCGUGCAACACAGGUUUUUCAGGAAUGCAAGAUAUGCAUUACAAAGUCCAGCUUUCCAUUCCCAGACACAUUUGCAAUGCAUACCCGCGUUCAACACACGACAAGUGCCCGAUGACUUCCUCGAGCUGGAGAAAAACCCACCGAAGGACUUGAGUUACCCGGUCGGGUUAACCCACGAACCGAGUGUGAACGAAAUGGGUAUAUCAAAUGUAAAAAAGUCUUGGUCUGGAAAGUUGGAACUUGUAAUGCUAGCUUUCCAUUCCUGGGAAAUCUGUAUUGCGUAAGAACCGACAAAAGCCGCAGCCAUUUUUGUCAUGCAAAAACGCAGUUUCUCAUGCGGGCUGCCUAUGAGACAGAGCUCCGGAAAGUUGUCAUGCUGGUCUGCAUUCGGAAGUGUUUCCAUCAUGCACAUUUUAGCAUCACAAGUCUCCAGACCCAGACAUAUUUGCAUUUGAUAGAACAAGUUCGUUGACGAUCCGUUUCUCACCGUGGCGAAAAAGUGGAAGAUGGGUAUGGAUUGCAAAAAUGUCUGGGUCUGGAAGAAUGCCAGACUUGUGAUGCAGGUUUUGCAUGACGUGUGAGGUCUGUGAUGCAUGCCUCAGCAUCACAGAUUCUGUGAGACCUUUACUAUGCCUUUUCCGCAUGACAAACUGCCUCUACUCGGCCUUCUCAAAAGUGAACAGCUUUAUUCGUAAUCAUGCAACACAGAUUUUUGUAUGAUUCAGAUGUAGCAUGACAAGUUGCACUUUUCCAGACCCAGACAUUUUUACAGUUGAUAAUGGGAGAAGUAGAACAACAGUACGGAUGUAGUGCUUCUGCCGCGAGGAAAGCUUCGAAAUCUGGUACAACUUCUACGUCGAAUAAAGGCGGUAGUAGCAGUGGCACCGGUAGCAAUACAAGGUCGAGCUCGAAAGCUUCUGCGUCUAAUUCUUCCCGAAGAAGAAGCAAAUCCGACAGUUUGGUUACUGACAGUGUGAUGACAAACCAAUUAGACCAGGACAAUUCGAUCGACUAUGAUAAGGAGUUCUCCUUCCAACAGUCACUCAGCGGAUCCACCGCGGCGAUUAGGCGGAGCAACAGGGCACCUCCAGGGGGAUCUUCAAACAGAGCACCCCCUUUGCAGAGGAGUAAAUCGAAAUCGAGUUCUUCCUCAAGCACUAGCAAAUCUUCGAAAUCAUCAUCGUCGAAGCGGGCCAAGUAUGCACUGCAAGAGUAUCGUACUAGUAUAAAUCGCAUCACAAAUUUGGGAAGCAUGAAGUAGAAUUGAAUUUGCAAAAAUGCCGAUUCGCGUAAAAAGGUAGAUCUGUCAUGCAUGAUUUCGAUUAGUACGAGCGCGAUGCUUUUGCAGUGCAUACAAAGAUGACAGAUCUAGUGGAGGAAAACAACAACCUCGCUGCGAAUCUUGAGGACAUCUUUGAAGUCAGCGACCUCUGCGACGGAUACCGGCACAUGAGAGAACCUGGGCCGCCGGGUGGAGUAGAAGACGCUUUCGUCGACCAUUUCCCGAUGUCGCAUACGACAGACGAGGAGACCAUAGCGAGCACCGACCACCAGUCUAUGGCGAGCACCAUGGUGCCACCGACUGAGCACGAUCAUCCGAACUCGAGGUCAUCCGGCGGAAACCGAAGGAGUCCUCACGAUCUACCAUCAAGAAUACAGCAGAGGAGUAAAAAACCUUCAAAACCAAGUAAGCCAACGGCGGAAAACCUCUAUGAAGAAGAGCAGCAGAUCGUAGAGCCCGACGGGGGGCCUUCUAGAGGGAAGAAAAAGAAACCACAUGCACCGUCGGCGACGCAGCGCCAGCGGUUUCACGAGGUAUAAAAAAUCUUCUCUGCUUCCUCUCAUUCUGUGCAAUCACGAUCGAAUGAAGUCGUGCAUGACAAACCGCACAUUCUCACUUGAACAAACCCCCAAGAACAUCCACCUUUCUCUAUCAGGCCUGCCGUUUUGGCAACGUGAACGUCGUGCGCAUUCUCCUCCACGAGCUCACGCAACAUUUGAAAGUGGAGCAGUACGCCGAGGUCGCCUCAAAUUCUACUGCGAUCUUCUCCGGGAUUCAAGCGCAGAAGGCGUAUCAGGUGGUAGAAUUCCUGCUGAAAAACGGCUUCAACCCGAACGCGAGGAACCACGGCAUUGGGGAAACGCCCUUGAUCUACCUCAUAAAGCACAAAAUCUAUGCAUUGCAAAAGUGUCGUGCUUAUGUUGUACUGAUUGCGUCUGUGCAUGACAAACCAAUGUGCUCUUUGGUCUGUUUGCAUGACAAAUUUCACUUUUCCAUUUGAGCAUUAUGAAUAAAUUUGUGAUGCAGUAGUUUCUGCUAGAACGAUACAGAUACUUUUGCCAUGCACAAGAUCCGGCACGGAACGAACUCCGCCUGGGUGCAGGAAAAAGAUUCGGUUGGGUUGAUCAAACUCUUGGUGGAGUUCCGCGCAGAGGUCAACACUCGAGAAUCGGGAAUGCAGCGGACAGCGCUCUGGUGGGCCGCGAAAUAUAACAACAAGGUAUAGAAGUGACAUUGCUUUAUUCUGUCUCUGUCAUGCAUCUUUUCCUUUUGGUUUUGCAUAACACAGCUAUGAGUCUCGUUCGCACCAUGCAUUUUGUCUUCCAAGAACGCAUAAACACCAAAAUCAACCCAGCCCGCCGUGUCCCUCCUCCUCCAGCUCCGAGCAGAUCCGAGGAUCCCCGACAAAAAAACCGUGAUCCCCUCCGACUGCACGACGAAUCAAGACGUGGAUUUGGUUUUGCAAAGGGCAUUAACCCAGUGGAACACCAACCCAUACCUCAUCGAUAACCCGGAAAUUCAAAAACCAAACAUCAUCAGUUACGAGGAUGAUGAGAACGAAUUGACGAUCGACGACGACGAAAUAAACAACCCCGGGUCUUUGUUUAGCAAACAGCGAACUGCGGCUAUCGCUUCGGCUUUUGACGCGGAGGGGGAGCGGAUGCUACGGGAGAGGAAAAAUUUGAAGCAGCUGUGGGACAAGAAAGGGAUCAAGGUACUGCUACUGUGAUGCCGCAUAUGCAUGACAGAACGCGUUUCACAUGCAUGUCUAUGCAUGAGAGAUUUUCAAAAGCAACAAAUCACCUUACUAUCACAGAUCGUCGACUUCCCGGAGUCCGCGCCCAUUGGCAUCUUCAAAGUCGGCGACGAAGAAACCCUAUGCAUUGCAAAUAUGUCUGGGUCUGAAAGAUUGCCAGGUUUGUCAUGCAUAUUCUGCGUGACCCAUGACGCCUAUAAUGCAUGACCUAGCAUCAAAGAACUUUACGGGGCUUCCUGAUGCCCAUACCGCAUGAGAAAUGUCCCUUCCAUGUUGUAAAACCUGGACCUCUAUCGCUGUUCAUGCAGUACAGAUUUUAUGCACAAUCGAAAGACAGCAUCACAAGUUGAAUCCUUCCAGACCCAGACGUAUUUGCAGUUGAUAAACCCUCUGCACCGUGGAGAUCACGAAGGGAAAAUUUGUCGUGCGCGGCCCGACGGGCGAGGUGGUCGUGGAUAGGAGGACGAAGAACGUGCGCAAAGACGACGUCAGUCGUUUGCGGUCGUUGUCAAAUUUGAGUGACAACUUCUUGGAACUGUGA
Molecule: messenger RNA, 4872 nt
Organism: Amoebophrya sp. A120
Lineage: Eukaryota; Dinophyceae; Syndiniales; Amoebophryaceae
Source: the annotation of a GenBank genome assembly